AUCAUCCCCAUACUAUUUCAUACCAUAACAACCCUUGAACUCGUCGUUAAAGACUCUCCUCUACACACCCUGCAUCACUCACUAACUCUGUUUACUCUAUGCUAUGUGCGGUGAUUUCAUUUCCACCGUUUCACUGUACAGAAACUACUUAACUUAUCCCGUGCGUGCCGGACGCCUUUGUGUUGCACAUUCCAUGGCAGAAAGUCUGAACACUAUGGUUGGCUCCCUUGCCUUUCUCCUCACCACUUGGCGUUUCUGGGGUCUCUACCACUCUCCCAUCCCCGUCCAAGUCUGACAAGUCUCUCCCAAUCCCCAGGCACUCGUGUCACGUCGCGCGGAAUGAAGUACUAACAGGUGAUAGAGCAGCCUCGAUUCACAUUCAGGACUGGAGGCUCAUCCUGAUGAUCAGUCACUUCUGACCCAUCCUUUCUGCCAAAAACAACGGCCCCUAGUGUCGUGAAUGCGGCAAGGAAGAAAUGGGGAUUUUCUGGGGCUACUGCCAGACCAGCGCGCGGCACAGUAGGGUUGCUUAUUCCAAGGAUGCAGCGGCACGGAACAGAGGCUGUCACCCCUACCUCCAUUCCGGCGCAUGUGCUACGCUACACUGAAAUGCUCCGCACACACAUGCGAAUAAUAUGCCAUGAAAUGUUGGAUCCUCAUCUUCCUUGGCCCCUUUCCCAUCACAAGCAAGCCUGUUGUGUCCGAGCCAACGUGGAGUAUAUCUCCUCUCUGCGCACUGUCAUCCCCAGCAUAACCAUAUUGCCAAUAUUGAGCUAUCUCUGGAAUCUCACCAACCUACGUCCCCAAACAGAGUCCCCUACCCACCAACAUCCCCAGACUUGGUCAAGCCAAGCAAGUCAUCCAAUCCUGCCCAUGCGAGCAAAAUGAUCGACCACCACUUCUUUCCGGCUCCACUUUCCUGCUUUUGGACCCUGAUGAGCGACUUGACACACUCCAGUUCCUCAGAUCACAUGACUGAUAUCUCAAUUCCUUUGUCUCUUCUUGUCUCUCAUCCUAUCUCUAUGCUGGAGCAGCAAGGGAUAAUGGGUUAUUAUGCGCCGCUUAUUAUUAUUGCAAAGCCGCGCUCGCAGGAUAUCUUUCUAUGGUUUCCACAACGGUCACUUCGUGAUCUCAAAAGCAUAUGGCCAAAGCCUGAGGCAAAUGAGAAUAGCUAUUUUUAUUCCGCAUGGACAAUCUCUCAGGUUCAAUUGUUCGCUUCUUGCUCUGCCUGCCGGUUGCAAAGAGAUUUCCUCUCUUUGUCCUUGGAUAUGUCUUUAUUGUUCAACUGCCGCAUGCGGCUACGCGUAGGAGAUCUCAUAUUUUACUUGAUGGCAGUCAUGGCCAUGCGUUACAUUCGUUCUGCCAUCUUCGUUUUGUUCAUACAUUUACAAAACUCGAAUUUCAAACUUAUUCUCCCUGACGACGGCCCUCGCCAUGGCUUCUUACCAAGAUAUAAAUAAUUAUAUGGUCAACUCGCGUAACCAGAAUGCAGUAAAUCAUGUACUUGCGUAUAUGGAACGUACGGCCCUUGAAAACGUCGACGCCUCAAUUUUUGACAGAUUGGCAAACCUUCCAUGUGGACCCCCCUUUAGAGAGUCUGUUCUCGAUCGAGCCUUGGGCUUCUUGCGUGUCCAGUAUGAUGAAGAGAGCGAUUCCCCGUGGGCUGUCGCACUAAACCCCUGGGAAUGCCGACUGCUAAAUUAUACAACUGGAUCAUCGUUUACCAAAGUCUUCUGCACCAAGCUCUACAUCCCGUUCGAUGGGUGUUAUGACAAUACUCGAAAUGUUGGGCGACUAGACAACUUCCUUACCACCUUCAGCGGCCUCGCAGCUCGAGUGGCAAGCGGUCGGGCGGACAGGGGGGCGAUUAACCCGUGGCAUAUCAAGGAACUGGUAUUUUAUCAGGAUCCUCUAUUCUCCAGUGCGGAUGUUGGAUCAGUUCGUGACCUUUCACGAGCUAAAUCUAUCCGGCACUUCCUGAAACGCCUCGACGAGGAUCAGAAGGGGGGAUUGUUGCCGACGGUGACUCCAAAAAGGGUCAAGGCCUAUGCGAAGAUUUGCACCGAAGGUCACCUGGAAGAAAUGGAUCUGCUCUUUAGAUAUGAUCCCAACAAAGUCUGUUUGAUGUGGCUCAGAAUUAUCGAAUUGUUCAGAUUUGUGCCAAACCUCGAGGUGUUCAAGUGGCAAUCUAAUGCCCGAAUCGUGGAACCCUUCCUUAAUGCCAUUUCCCACUAUUGCAAGAAGCUUAAGGUCCUGGACCUUGAACUCCACAAUGGGUUUGAUGACAACUCGUAUAUGCUUAAUGCAUGGAAUAGGUUCUAUACGAGCAAGACUACCGGCAGAUUGUACCAAUCACACCAGAUAUUAGAGGAGGAGCCGACGAAACACAUAUGUGAAUAUAUCGCGAGAGAUCCAAAGGAUAGGGCGCCAGAAGAACUCCCUACGCAGUGUCACAUCAAUCUCAAACUUAUUAUCAAGAUGGAGCGUGAUGUACAAUCUAUCAUUGAGACGGUCGGGAAAUUUACCCGGCAUGUCCAAUCGUUGUACAUCGACCGUUCCAAAUCCCAUGUGUUUCUGGACGACAACAGAAAGAGAGAGCAUGGACGGCCGUAUGAGAAAUCCUGGUUCCACCUACCAUUUGGCGUUACAAGCCUGACCCUUAUAGCCACUGACGCAACCAUACACAACUGCGUCAUGGGAGCCAUAAUACCAGCUUCGAUUGAGAGUCUUGAAAUCAAAGAUUGCCAGUCCCUCGAUGGCGUCUACCUCCCAAUCCUUACCGGUCUAAACCGGCUUCGGAAAUUUAAAAUCUCCUUCCCGCCGCUCGACGAGGCCAAGGAGCGCGCCUACCGGUACUGGCGGCACUACGUGUUCCAGAAGCAGGUAGCUCUCGAUUUCCUCCGCUGCGACACAAUCGAGCUGGAUGAACUGGACAUCCGCGGCGAUUUUGGGGAGCCCACAUUGAACCCCGUUGAGUUCUCGGGCCUGUCAACUGACCUCUUCUUCGCUGUCGAGGCUCAGGCCGAAUCUCUUGUGCGGCUUCGGGUCGUCAAUAACAAUAUUGACUUCACGCUGGCGGAGAUUGGGAGUAUUUUAGUCCAGGCGAAGAACCUCACGCAACUGGGCCUCACCUGCCGCGCAUUCGCAUACCAAGACCGGCUUGGGCACUGGAUCGAGCAGGGUCUAGGAACCCAGAACAACUUCGAAGGCCUCCUCGCCCUCUUCGGACAGAACCGGAACUUUUUUUCCUUCACCAUCUUGCGUACCCACUACAACAUCCUCGACGAAGCCGUCUACGACCGCGACGGCGCCGACCGACUCAUCACCCCCACACGCAGCCACCUCGACUACGAGGCCAUCGUCAAGAAGAUGUCCGAGCAAGGGCUGCCGGUCGAGCACUUCGCCAUCUUCGCCGAGGGAAGGGAGAACGCGUAUGGCAUCUUUCAGACCGAGUGGGACGAGGACGUGUAUACGCAUCAGCUGAGGGAUGUUUUGCUUCAUGGGCAGGGGGUUGUGGAGGGGACGCUUGAGAUGUAUGACGAGUUUGAGGAGGUUAAUGAGAAGUGGAUUGAGAAGAGUGAUGUGGAUAUGCCGAGGCCGGUGGAGGGGCCGCCGGAUCGUAGUCAGAUUUGAAUGGGAGGAGCUUUGAUUUGGGGGUGUUUGGUGGUUGUUAUAGGGGUAUUUAUAUGGAAUCUGCU
This is a messenger RNA of Pseudogymnoascus verrucosus, 3698 nucleotides long. RefSeq lists its product as uncharacterized. The coding region runs from base 1435 to 3633 and encodes 732 amino acids. The record is from RefSeq and is a predicted model, not a curated record. NCBI's taxonomy places the organism in Eukaryota, Fungi, Ascomycota, Leotiomycetes, Thelebolales, Thelebolaceae. The transcript has 4 exons.